This is a messenger RNA of Acanthosepion pharaonis, 2997 nucleotides long. The record is from the annotation of a GenBank genome assembly. Lineage: Eukaryota; Metazoa; Mollusca; Cephalopoda; Sepiida; Sepiidae.
AUGGUAUUCAAUGAGGGUCUCCAGCGCUGUUUCUGGCUGUCUGGACUCGGAAGUCAGAGCCUACCAGUCAUUAUUUCCACCAGAGGGUUCGCCCGAUCUUAUGCUGUGUACGCGGUGGCGAUCAGGGAGAGAACUAGAGGACGAACUACUCGCGGUCGCGCGGGUCUGCAUUGUACCUAUCACCGCAAUAUCACUCUACUCGCGGUCGCGGGUCUGCAUUGUACCUAUCACCGCAAUAUCACUCUACUCGCGGUCUCGCGGGUCUGCAUUGUACCUAUCACCGCAAUAUCACUCUACUCGCGGUCUCGCGGGCCUGCAUUGUACCUAUCACCGCAAUAUCACUACAUUGUGGCCUAUCACCCACAAUAUCACUCUACUCGCGGUCUCGCUGGGCUUUUCGCGGUCUCGCAAUACUGCAUUAUCACUACCCUAUCACUAUCACCGCAAUAUUUCACGCGGUCUCGCGGGCUGCAUUGUACCUAUCACCGGAAUAUCACUCUCGCGGGGCUGCAUUGCCUACCUAUCACCGCUAUCACUCUACACGCGGUCUCGCAUUAUUCACCGCCUAUCACCGCAAUAUCACUCUCUACUCGCGGUCUCGCGGGCCUGCAUUGUACUAUCACCGCAAUAUCACUCUACUCGAGGUCUCGCCAGGCUGCAUUUUUACCUUCACCACAAUAUCAUCUCUCGCGGGCCUGCAUUGUAACUUCACUCUACUCGCGGUCUCGCUGGCCUGCAUUGUACCUAUCACCGCAAUAUCACUCCUCGCGGUCUCGCGGGUUGCAUUGUACCUACCACCGCAUUAUCACCUAUCUCUCGCCGGCCUUCAUUUCUACUCGCGGUCACAAUAUCACCUCUACUCUGCGGUCUCGCGGGGCUGCAUUGUACCUAUCACCGCAAUAUCACUCUACUCGCGGUCAUUGGUGUAUCAAUAUCACUCUUUCUCGCUGGGCUGCAUUGUACCUAUCACCGCAAAUCCAUUCGCGGUCUCGCCAGGCUGCAUUGUACCUAUCACCGCAAUAUCCUCUACUUUCGCGGUCUCGCGGGUCUGCAUUGUACCUAUCACCGCAGUAUCACUUCUCCGCCCCCAUUGCAGUCUCGCCAGGCUGCAUUUUACCUAUCACCACAAUAUCACCUACGCGGUCUCGCGGGUCUGCAUUGUACCUAUAUCACAAUAUCACUCUACUCGCGGUCUCGCGGGUCUGCAUUGUUGCAUUCACCGCAUCACCUAUCACCAUUUAUGGAAAAUAUCACCGCAAUAUCACUCGCGGUCUCGCCAGGCCUGCGGGCCUGCAAUAUCACUCUAUCACCUGCAUUUUAUAUCACCUAACUCUACUCGCGGUCUCGCCAGGCUGCAUUGUACCUAUCACCGCAAUAUCACUCUUGUACCUCGCGGUUUCGCAGGCCAUUGUUCCCCGCAAUAUCACUCUACUCGCGGUCUCGCUGGGCUGCAUUGUACCUAUCACCGCAAUAUCACCACAAUUGUACCUAUCACCACAAUCAAUACUCUACUCCGCGGUCUCGCGGGCCUAUCACCGCAUUGCGGUCUCGCAAUCACCGCAAUAUCACUCUACUCGCGGUCUCGCCAGGCUGCAUUGUACCUAUCACCGCAAUAUCACUCUACUCGCGGUCUCGCCAGGCUGCUGCCUAUUUUCCCGCGGUCUCACCGGAAUAUCACCGCAAAUAUCAAAAUACUCGCGGUCUCGCUGGGCUGCAUUGUACCUAUCACCGCAAUAUCACUCUACUCGCGGUCUCGCCAGGCUGCAUUGUACCUAUCACCACAAUAUCACUCUACUCGCGGUCUCGCGGGUCUGCAUUGUACCUAUCACCGCAAUAUCACUCUACUCGCGGUCUCGCGGGGCUGCAUUGUACCUAUCACCGCAAUAUCACUACCUCUCGCGGGCCUGCAUCACCGCAAUAUCACUCUACUCGCAGUCUCGCCAGCCUGCAUUGAUUCACCGCAAUAUCACCGCGGUCUAUCAUUGUCCUAUCUCGCGGUUUCGCGGUCUCGCGGGGCUGCAUUGUACCUAUCACCGCAAUAUCACUCUACUCGCGGUCAUUUUACCUAUCACACCGCAGUAUCACUCUACUGCAUUGUACCAAUCACCGCCGCAAUAUCACUCUCCUCGCGGUCUCGCCAGGCUGCAUUGUACCUAUCACCGCAAUAUCACUCUACUCGUCUUAUCGCGGACCUGCAUUCACCACAAUAACUACCUAUCACCGCAAUAUCACUCUACUCGCGGUCUCGCGGGUCUGCAUUGUACCUAUCACCGCAAUAUCACUCUACUCGCGGUCUCGCGGGCCUGCAUUGUACCUAUCACCGCAAUAUCACUCUACUCGCGGUCUCGCGGGUCUCACCGCAUUAUCACUCUACCUCUCGCUGUGCACCGCAAUAUCACUCUACUCGCGGUCUCGCGGACCUGCAUUACCUAUCACCACAAUAUCACUAACACCGCAACCUAUCACCACAAUAUCACUCUACUCGCGGUCUCGCGGGUCUGCAUUGUACCUAUCACCGCAAUAUCACUCUACUCGCGGUCUCGCUGGGCUGCAUUGUACCUAUCACCGCAAUAUCACUCUACUCGCGGUCUCGCUGGGCUGCAUUUUACCUAUCACCGCAAUAUCACUCUACUCGCGGUCUCGCCAUCACUGCAAUAUACCUAUCCCUCGCCAGGCAAUAUCACCACAUAUACUCGCGGUCUCGCUGGGCUGCAUUUUACCUAUCACCGCAAUAUCACUCUACUCGCGGUCUCGCCAGGCUGCAUUGUACCUAUCACCGCAAUAUCACUCUACUCGCGGUCUCGCUUUCUUUGCGCGUCGGCUCAUCUUCUUUAUACAAUUUCUCCUAUUUCAUACAAAAUAUAUUUCCUUCUUUGCAUCGUGUCGCUUCUUCAUCACACGCGGUCGACCUUUCCAGCUUCACCUUCCCUUACACCUAUUUUGAAUUACCGUGGUCUUAGGACAGAUACGCUCCUCUACUGGCUGUUGGGAAGAUGA